ACUCAAAAAUCCAACAACACAAAGCCGCGCUUUAUCCUCUCUGCAACUGUGUUUUGUUCUGUUCUGUUCUGUUCUAUAUGUGAACUAAGCUAAGGUUUUGAUCCUAAGACGAAGACAAGGUUUUUGUGUGUACUAUGGAAGCUUCUUCGUGUUUUCUUCCAUCACCCUCUUUCAUUGGAUUCAGGACGAGCAAAGAGCUUCCACAUGUGCUCUCGGUGCAUGAGUUCAAAAGAAUAAUAUGCUUCUCGGUUUGUAAUCAAAAGCAAAGUUACAAUGAAAAGCUUUACAUUAUACCUAUUAGGACCAUUUCUCGAUUCUGCAUUUCAAGAUCUUUCACUAGGUCGUUGGAACUUGGAGGGACAGGAACGCAAAGUGAUGCUUAUUCAGGUUAUUCAGCUCCUAAUGACAAUCAGAGAUUCAGCAACUAUGAGAAAGAAUUGGAAGAAUUAUUUGGUGAAGUGAAAAAAAUGAUCAAGAUGGGAAAGAAAAAUGAUGCCAUAGACCUGCUUAAUGCAAAUUACGAAAUAGUGAAAGAGCGGCUUGAUGCAGGCACUAAAGGCAUAGAGGAAGCUGCUAUUUUAGAUGUACUAGCUCUGGGUUACAUGGCUGUUGGAGACUUGAAAUCUGUUGGUUGUAUGUUGAAUUUGUUGCAAGAAGUUGUUGAUACCUUAAAGGAUGAUGCACCACAUCAAGACUCAAUACUUAUGCAUAUGGGAAGUAUGUAUGCGACAUUGAACAAGUUUGAAGAGUCAGUGGACAUGUAUCAAAGGGCUGUCUACAAUGUGGAGAAGAAUUUCGGUAAGGAUAGCACUAUUCUUGUAACACCCUAUUUGGGUAUGGCAAAAUCUCUUGGUUCUAUUGGAAAAGCAACAAAAGCAAUAGAGACAUACCAACAUGUAAUCACUCUUUUGGAAUCAAGUAAAGGUGCUGAAAGUAAGCAUUUGGUUGUACCUUUACUUAGUCUUGGAAAUCUUUUACUGAGAGAAGGACGAGUCAAUGAUGCAGAAUGUCAUUUUACGAGGGUUCUAAACAUAUAUACCAAAGUAUAUGGAGAAAAUGAUGGAAGAAUUGGAAUGGCUAUGAGUUCCCUAGCCCAAGUGAAGUGUGCUCUAGGGAAGUCAGAUGAAGCGAUUCAUUUGAUCAAACGUGCUCUUAAGGUCAUGAAGGAUUCAAAUUACAUGUCACCGGACAACAGUAUAAUGGAAAAGAUGAGGGUAGAUUUAGCCGAAUUACUCCAUACUUCUGGGAGAGGACAAGAAGGCAGAGAGAUAUUAGAGGAGUGCCUAUUGAUUACAGAGACGUACAAAGGAAAGGAGCAUCCCAGCUUAGCAACGCAUAUGAUAAAUCUCGCGACUUCAUACACACGGUCAAAGAAUUAUGCGGAGGCUGAGCAUUUGCUGAGAAGAAGUUUGCAAAUCAUGAUAAAGCAUAAGGGAACUGAUAACCAAUCCAUCAGCUUCCCUAUGUUGCAUCUAGCAGUUACACUGUACCAUUUAAAAAAAGACGAAGAAGCAGAGAAGCUCGCCCUGGAGGUUUUACGCAUCCGUGAAAAAGCUUUUGGAGUAGAUUCUCUUCCUGUCGGAGAGGCUUUGGACUGCUUAGUGUCUAUUCAAAUGAGACUUGGUAAAGAUGAUAGUGAGUUACUGGAGAUGCUUAGAAGGAUCCUGAAUAUCCAAGAGAAAGGAUUCGGACAUGAGAGUGAGCAGGUUUUAGUUACCCUAAAGAAAAUUGUAUACUACUUAGAUAAGUUAGGGAGAAAAGGUGAAAAGCUUCCUCUGCAGAGAAGGUUAUCUUUGCUUAGGAAGAAGUAUAAGCAGAUGGUCCAUGACUAAAUUUGUAAAUAUGUUAUAUAAUGUUUGUGAUAUUUUUAUCCCAUUUUCAUGCAUGAGGCAUUUUGUUCAUA
Trifolium pratense (red clover) is the source of this 1903-nucleotide messenger RNA. Its product is annotated as nephrocystin-3. Gene Ontology annotation, molecular function: protein binding. Gene Ontology annotation, cellular component: chloroplast. The record is from RefSeq and is a predicted model, not a curated record. Gene Ontology annotation, biological process: chloroplast organization. NCBI's taxonomy places the organism in Eukaryota, Viridiplantae, Streptophyta, Magnoliopsida, Fabales, Fabaceae. The transcript is spliced from 9 exons. The coding region runs from base 135 to 1832 and encodes 565 amino acids.